CCCGGCACGCGCCUGGGGCUGUACCUAUAAGAACCCUCGCGUGCCGGCCCUCAGCUCCGGCGCGUCGGCCACAGCCCUCCCCAGCAGAAUCGUGGGCGUCGGCCAAGCCCGAGCGCGCAGCGGCCGCUGGCCCCUCUGGGAAGCCCUCAGGGGCUGCCCACCCGCAAGGCCCUGGGGAGGAGGCAGCUGUACGCCGCUGAGUGCUUACGGAGGGAACCCCCUCACCGGCCCUCACCAAAACACACACACACACACACACACACACACACGGCCCCGAGCCGUCCAGCCGGCCCUCGGGCGCGCGGCCGCAGACAGCAUGGACACAAUGCUGUUGGAACCUUUCCCCGGGGCCCUGGAUGGCUUUCCGGCUCCGUACCUGGACGAUGAAGACUUCCUGACCGAUCAAUCUUCCCGGGAUCCUUUGGAGGACGGUGACGAGCUGCUGGUGGACGAGCAGGCCGAGGUUGACUUCUUCAGCCACCAGUUGCACGAAUACUGCUACCGCGACGGGGCGUGCCUGCUGCUUCCUCCGGCGCCCUCAGCCGCUCCGCACGCCCUCGUGCAGCCGGCGCCGCCGGCGCCGCCGCCGUCGGGGUUUCCCGAGGACCCCGAGGACAUUGGCGGAGGCUCCGGCUACUGCUGCGCGGCGAGCGUGGCCCCCAGCGCCUUCCCCUACUCGCCCGGCUCGCCACCCUCGUGUCUGGCCUACCCGUGCGCCGCUGCCGCCGCGGUGCUGUCCCCCGGAGCUAGGCUGCGGGGCGCGGCGGCGGCUGCAGCGGCUGCUGCGCGGCGGCGCCGGAGGGUGCGCUCCGAGGCGGAACUCCAGCAGCUGCGGCAGGCGGCUAACGUGCGCGAGCGGCGCCGUAUGCAGUCCAUCAACGACGCCUUCGAGGGCCUGCGCUCGCACAUCCCCACCCUACCCUACGAGAAGCGCCUGUCCAAAGUGGACACGCUGCGUCUGGCCAUCGGCUACAUCAACUUCCUCAGCGAGCUGGUGCAAGCCGACCUGCCUCUGCGCGGCGGCGCCGGCGGGGCAGGCGGCGCUGGCGGAGCGGGAGGAGGCGGGCGCCUGGGCACGGACAGCCUAGGCAGCCAAGCCCAGAAGGUCAUCAUCUGCCAUCGUGGCACCCGGCCGCCCUCCCCCAGCGACCCGGACUAUGGCCUUCCUCCUCUGGCUGGACAUUCCCUCUCGUGGACUGAUGAAAAGCAGCUCAGCGAACAGAACAUCAUCCGGACAGCCAAAGUGUGGACCCCUGAGGAUCCCAGGAAACUCAGCAACAAAUCCGCUUCGUUCCACAGCGCCGACAGUGAGCUGGCCCUGGAGUUCGUGUCCUGAGCCAGCCAGGAUCCCGCGGUGGACUGGACUGCGGUCGCUUGUGCAUAUUGUACAUGUCCAUGUAAUUUAAAAGAAAAUCAGAUGUU
Molecule: messenger RNA, 1422 nt
Organism: Ochotona princeps (American pika)
Lineage: Eukaryota; Metazoa; Chordata; Mammalia; Lagomorpha; Ochotonidae
Gene: PTF1A
Product: pancreas associated transcription factor 1a
Exons: 2
Coding region: 317-1336 (339 amino acids)
Biological process (GO): developmental process; regulation of transcription by RNA polymerase II
Molecular function (GO): protein dimerization activity; DNA-binding transcription factor activity, RNA polymerase II-specific; RNA polymerase II transcription regulatory region sequence-specific DNA binding
Source: RefSeq, a predicted model, not a curated record